AUGAAGAAAGAGGAAGAGGAGGAUGACGACGAUGAUGUCAGCCUGUUGGCAGCACACCCUGAAGAAGAGGAGGAGGUUGGCGAUGAAAGCCUUUUAGCUGCAGAGUUGUUGCCAAAGGAGGAGGACGUGGAUCACCUGGAGGGAAUCACAGCGGAGAUGUUCGGAGACGAUGAUGACUUCGACCGAUGUGACGGUGACCUUCGCGACCCGGAGGGCGAAGCGGAGGCCCUGCCUGACUCCCACUACGGGCUCCUGGGGAGCAGGAAGGUCUUGCUGGAGCCCCAGGGCUGCGUGGAUGACCUUCCAGAGGAGGUGCUGAGGCAAGUUCUGUGCCUGGUCCCGGCCAAGGACCUCUACCGCAACGUCAGCCACGUGUGCCACCGCUGGAGGAACAUCGUCCAGGACGCAAAGUUCGUUCCCUUCAAGAAAAAAUACUUCUGCUACAUGAUGAGGGAGACGGAGACGGUGCGGGAGGUCUGCUCCGCCCUGAGGGACAGCGGCAUCACCGAUCCAGCGGCAUCGCAGCUCAGCAUACGGUCCCUCGUGAUGUGAGUCUGCGUUUACUGCAGGACACGUGCGUCAUUCUGCGUAGACCGAAUGACCCGUUCUAGAAUUCAACUGAACUUAACGCUUGUCUAAUUACUU
This is a messenger RNA of Pseudoliparis swirei, 645 nucleotides long. Its product is annotated as F-box DNA helicase 1-like. The record is from RefSeq and is a predicted model, not a curated record. Gene Ontology annotation, molecular function: protein binding. Bases 1 to 552 code for a protein of 183 amino acids. Lineage: Eukaryota; Metazoa; Chordata; Actinopteri; Perciformes; Liparidae. The transcript has 2 exons.